AUUAAAAUGAAUAAACAAAAGCCUUGUUUUCUUUCUUACGAGGUUUGGUUGGAAUGUUCCGAAAUUAGUGGAAACUAACAGCUGAUAAUUUUUAGGUUAAUGUAAACGUGACUGGGAAUAUUUAUAUGUAGCUGAUACAAGUUAUUUAGGACAUUUGGUCGAAGUGUGUUUUAGAGAAUGACGUUAUACCAUUUUGGAAACUGCGUUGCUCUCGUAUAUGUUCCUUAUUAUCUGACUUACAAAUAUUCCGGACUAUCCGAAUAUGGUGCCUUUUGGAAAUGUGUUCAAGCAGGAGGCAUAUACGUGUUUACUCAGCUUUGUAAAAUGCUUGUGUUGGCUACCUUUUUCCCAGCUAGCGACGUUGGUGGACAAGACGUGAUAGCGGAAUUCCUUAAGGCAUCUGUUGAGGUUGCAGACCUCUGUGGAAUGUAUGCUGUGCUGGCAGGCAUACCAGGCAAAGGUCAUGCUAAGGUGUUGACAGCUGGUAUUGGUUGGGCAGGUGCUGAUGUACUGCUGACACGUCUCCUGCUGCUUUGGGUAGGAGCUCGUGGUGCUGAAUUUGACUGGACUUAUAUACGCGCCUCUCUGGACUCAAAUAUCAGUCUAGUUCGGCAUCUUACAAGUGCAGUGUUGGUUUGGUUGUGGUCUCGUCAUGACCUAAAACGCUCACUGCUUCCCGCUGUGUCUGCAUUGCUGCUGCUCUGUGCCUACCAACUCCCACUGUGUGAUGUGAUAGCAGCCACUGCAAAUGUGGGGCCCUGGAUGGCACUGCUGGUUCGUGCCGUGUCUACACUAUGCCUCGCAGCUGCAGCUCUUUGGUUUUAUGCAGGACUUGCUGGGGCAAAUACGUAGUGUAGUUACACCUACACUGUUUUCAGUUUGUUUUGAGUACACAACUUGUGUGUGCUGUCAAUGAAGCUGAACUGCUGUGCAGCAGUUUCAUCAAAUGGACUCAGACAAUUGAGCUUGUUUCUCCCUGCAGUUGCAGAAACAAUAGUGAACCAAAUUUUCGUGUAGUCAUGUUGCUAGACGAUAGAAAAAGAUAAUGAAUUGUGUGAUAGUUGUAUUUGAUGUAAAUUAAAUGAGGAACCUUUCUGUGGAAACACUCAACUUCACACCUA
Molecule: messenger RNA, 1121 nt
Organism: Schistocerca cancellata (South American locust)
Lineage: Eukaryota; Metazoa; Arthropoda; Insecta; Orthoptera; Acrididae
Product: transmembrane protein 147
Exons: 4
Coding region: 178-852 (224 amino acids)
Source: RefSeq, a predicted model, not a curated record